Molecule: messenger RNA, 1480 nt
Organism: Cuscuta epithymum
Lineage: Eukaryota; Viridiplantae; Streptophyta; Magnoliopsida; Solanales; Convolvulaceae
Source: the annotation of a GenBank genome assembly
GUCUUUGUUCGAGGAGAGAAGGCUUAUCUUACAAAAAUCGAGCUGGAACGAGCAGAGGUCUGUGAACUCGAGCUGUGAGAGUGCUGAGACUGUUUGGUCGAUAUCUCGAGUUUUACAAAUCCAAUUAAGGCGUGUGAGAUACCCACAGAAAGCUCUCAAGACGAGGAAUCCGUGAAGGUCUGGUUUGCAGGAAUCGGAGUUGUGGAAGGCUUCCAAAUCGUCCGAGCAAAACACAAGGGUUGAACUAGCACUUUGAGGAGGCUGUUUAACACUCAUAUUUGAGCAAGGAAUCAGUUCCAAUUCCACCUUGACCAAAGCUUUGACCAUUGGACCAAGAAGGGAAAGUUUAAAGCUCAAUUGAGAAAGAACUCUCAAACACAACCGGAAGGAAAGAAAGGCGAAGAUGGAAGUGCUUCCUGGUUGAUCUGAGAAGGUGGAUGGUUGAUGGCCGCUUAUCGUUCGGACAUAUCCUUCGGGAAAUGAACAGGCCUGCGCAUUUCUUGUCUAAACUUAAUUUGGAGGAUCAGACUAUUUUUAACAACAUUAGGAACUUGCCUGGCUAUAUUAGACAUGCUAUUGUUGCUGAUAAAUUAGGCUUGAGUUUCUUUAGAAUCAUGUAAUUGUUUUUAUUGGGUCAGGUUUGGUCCCCCCAAUUAUUUUUUAAUCUCUUUUAAUAAAAUUUUGGCAACUGUCUCCCGGCAUUUGCCCCACUGGAUGCGGUGGUUUGCCUUCCGGGAUAAAAAAAAAAAAAAAAAAAAAAAAAAAAAAAGAAAGGCGAAGAUGAUGCCAACACUCAAUGAAAGGAAGAGGCCCGUGGUUGCCGCCACUCCCUCAUGCAUUGUCCUAAGCGAGGCGGCUCGGGACUAUGAAAUGAAAAAUAGCUACUUCAAUGCUAUGCCUCAAUUUCAUGGCCUUCCGGGGGAGAAUCCACUAAACUUCAUCACCGAGUUCUAUGGAUUCAUCCAAGGAAUCCCUAGGCAUGGUCUCACCGAGGAUGAUCUUAAACUCAAAAGCUUUCCCUAUACCUUGAAAGGGGGAGCAAGGGGAUGGUUCUUGGAGCAAACACCGGCAACUUUCACAACGUGGGAAGGUAUCUAUAAUGCUUUCAUUUCCAAGUAUUAUACACCCACGAUGACUCAAGAGCUAAGGCAACGAAUCUUCAACUUCAAACAACAAGUUGGAGAACUAUUCCAAGACGCAUGGAGGCGUUUCAAAGCCUUGUUGAAGGAAUGCCCACAUCACCGCAUUCCUCUUGAUCUUCAAAUUGAUACGUUCUACAAUGGUUUGAACUCUUCAUGUCAAGCCAUUGUAGAUAACCGUGCGGAGGGCUAUAUUGGCAACAAAACUGAAACGGAGGCUUUGAGAAUCCUUGAAUCCAUUGCUUCCAAUCCUCAACUACAAGGAGGAGAUGUCAAAUUAGCCGGUGUGAGUGAGGUGUCCAUAGCUCAUGAAUUGGACAAGCGGUUUGCUGAUUUUCAAC